CGCCCGCUCGCCCGCCCGCCCCGGCCGCGUCGGAGGGCCGGCAGCGGGGCUGGAUGUGCCCGGCUCCCCCCGCGCUGAGGCGGGCGGCGAUGCAGAAGGCAGGCGGCAGCUUCGCCUCCGCCGAGAGACACCCGCUCAAGAUGGCAGAUGUGUGUUGAGUUUGGGGGGCUGCGAUCUCGCGUCGUUCGUGGCGGCGUUGCCAUGAAUAACAGGCGUCCUUGCACCGAUGGCCCCCAUGUACGAAGGCAUGAGGAAUAAUAAGCAGCUGUUGCUUUUGGAAGAAAAGACAGAGAAACAUCUUGUGCCAUCGGUCAUCAGUGAAGAAUAUUCUUGGCGAAGUCUUCUGUCCAGACAUUGCGUAUUGGAGCAUGUGUGACCCUCAAGGUAUGGCCUCGCAUGUGCAAGUUUUCUCUCCUCACACCCUUCAGUCAAGUGCCUUCUGUAGCGUGAAGAAACUGAAAGUGGAGCCGAGUUCGAACUGGGAUAUGACUGGGUACGGCACACACAGCAAAGUCUACAGCCAGAGCAAGAACGUGCAGUCCUCCCAAGCAGCCGCCGCAGCAGCCGUCAACGCCUCCCUCCAGAUCCCCAAUCCAAGCAUCCCUUACGAACAGACCAUCAUCUUCCCAGCAAGCACGGGGCACAUCGUGGUGACGUCCGCCAACAGCACUUCUGGUGUGGUUGCAGUGUCUGGGCAAACACUGGGCGGGCCACACAACCUGAUGCGUCGCAGCACUGUGAGCCUUCUGGACACCUACCAAAAAUGUGGACUUAAGCGGAAGAGUGAGGAGAUAGAGAACACAAGCAGCGUGCAGAUCAUCGAAGAGCAUCCACCAAUGAUUCAGAACAAUGCCAGUGGGGCCACCGUAGCCACCGCCACCACCUCCACGGCCACCUCCAAAAACAGUGGCUCCAACAGUGAAGGGGAUUACCAACUGGUGCAACAUGAGGUGCUCUGUUCCAUGACCAACACGUAUGAAGUGUUAGAGUUUCUUGGCCGGGGGACCUUCGGACAAGUAGUCAAAUGCUGGAAACGUGGCACUAACGAGAUUGUGGCCAUCAAGAUCCUAAAGAACCAUCCUUCCUAUGCCCGGCAAGGCCAGAUUGAAGUGAGCAUCCUGGCUCGGCUGAGCACUGAAAGUGCGGAUGACUACAACUUCGUCCGCGCGUAUGAGUGCUUCCAGCACAAAAAUCACACGUGCUUGGUCUUUGAAAUGUUGGAGCAGAACCUCUAUGAUUUCCUAAAACAAAACAAAUUCAGUCCUUUGCCCCUUAAGUACAUUCGACCAAUUCUCCAGCAGGUAGCAACUGCCCUAAUGAAGUUGAAAAGCCUGGGACUGAUUCAUGCUGACCUCAAACCAGAGAACAUCAUGUUGGUAGAUCCAUCCCGACAGCCAUAUAGGGUCAAGGUCAUAGACUUCGGUUCAGCUAGCCAUGUGUCUAAAGCUGUGUGUUCUACCUACCUUCAAUCCAGAUAUUACAGAGCCCCUGAAAUCAUCCUUGGUUUACCAUUUUGUGAAGCAAUCGAUAUGUGGUCAUUGGGAUGUGUCAUUGCAGAGCUGUUCUUGGGCUGGCCUUUGUACCCAGGAGCUUCAGAGUAUGAUCAGAUUCGCUAUAUCUCACAGACACAGGGCUUACCAGCAGAGUAUUUGUUAAGUGCAGGGACAAAGACUACAAGGUUUUUCAACAGGGAUACAGACUCACCGUAUCCUUUGUGGAGGCUGAAGACACCAGAUGAUCAUGAGGCAGAGACGGGGAUUAAGUCGAAGGAAGCAAGGAAGUAUAUUUUCAACUGUUUGGAUGAUAUGGCACAGGUAAGAACAUUGGUGAAUAUGACAACAGAUUUGGAAGGAAGUGAUAUGUUGGUGGAAAAGGCGGACCGACGGGAGUUUAUAGAUCUGUUAAAGAAGAUGUUGACGAUAGAUGCCGAUAAGAGAAUAACACCAAUUGAAACUCUGAACCAUCCUUUUGUCACCAUGACACACUUGCUUGAUUUCCCUCACAGCACACAUGUCAAGUCCUGCUUCCAGAAUAUGGAGAUCUGCAAGCGGCGGGUGAAUAUGUAUGACACCGUGAACCAGAGCAAGACGCCAUUCAUCACCCACGUAGCCCCGAGCACAUCCACCAACUUGACCAUGACUUUUAACAACCAGCUGAACACAGUGCACAACCAGACCACCAACCUGGCUCCCACCUCCUCCAGUGCCACUAUUUCCUUAGCCAACCCCGAAGUCUCCAUACUAAAUUACCAAUCUGCACUCUACCAGCCCUCAGCAGCGUCCAUGGCUGCGGUGGCCCAGCGGAGCAUGCCCCUGCAGACAGGAACAGCGCAGAUCUGUGCCCGGCCUGACCCCUUCCAGCAAGCUCUCAUCGUCUGCCCACCAGGCUUCCAAGGGUUACAAGCCUCCCCUUCGAAGCAUGCUGGGUAUUCAGUUCGGAUGGAGAACGCCGUUCCCAUUGUCACUCAGGCUCCUGGGGCCCAGCCUCUGCAGAUCCAGCCAGGACUUCUCGCACAGCAAGCAUGGCCCAGCGGCACGCAGCAGAUCCUGCUCCCCCCCGCCUGGCAGCAGCUGACCGGGGUGGCCACCCACACUUCUGUCCAGCACGCGACCGUCAUCCCGGAGUCCAUGGCAGGCACCCAGCCGCUGGCAGACUGGAGAAACACCCACGCUCACGGCAGCCAUUAUAACCCCAUCAUGCAGCAGCCCGCGCUGUUAGCUAGCCAUGUGACUCUCCCCGCAGCCCAGCCCGUCAACGUGGGUGUCGCUCACGUCAUGCGCCAGCCGCCCGCCGCUGCCGCCACCUCCACCAGGAAGAGUAAGCAGCACCAGUCGGCGCCACGAAAUGCAUCCACCUACGAAGUUUCAUCCUCUCAGUCCAUCAGCUCGCCUCAGCGGUCGAAACGAGUGAAGGAAAACACGCCUCCUCGCUGUGCCAUGGUGCACAACAGCCCUGCCUGCAGCACCUCCGUCACCUGCGGCUGGGGCGACGUGGCCACCAGCACCACGCGGGAGCGGCAGCGGCAGACGAUAAUCAUUCCCGACACCCCUAGCCCCGCAGUGAGUGUCAUCACUAUCAGCAGCGACACCGAUGAAGAGGAGGAGCAGAAGCAUGCACCCACCAGCACCUUGUCCAAGCAGAGGAAGAAUGUCAUCAGCUGCGUCACCGUGCAUGAUUCCCCCUACUCCGAUUCGUCCAGCAACAACAGUCCUUACGCCGUGCAGCAUCGCGCAGGGCAGAAUAACGGGAACACCUACGACACCAAAGGGGUUCCAGAGACUCACUGCAGUGGGAACCCCCGAACAAUCAUCGUGCCACCACUGAAAACCCAGGCCAGUGAGGUGUUGGUAGAGUGCGAUAGCCUGGCACCAGUCACCACCAGUCACCACUCAUCCUCCUACAAGUCCAAGUCCUCCAGCACCGUGACCUCCACCAGCGGUCACUCUUCAGGGAGCUCGUCUGGAGCCGUUGCCUAUAGGCAGCAGCGACCAGGAGCACAUUUCCAGCAGCAGCAGCCUCUUAAUCUAAGCCAGGCCCAGCAGCACAUCACGACCGAUCGCACAGGGAGUCACCGGAGACAGCAAGCCUACAUCACUCCAACGAUAGCUCAGGCCCCGUACUCUUUCCCGCACAAUAGUCCCAGCCAUGGUACAGUUCAUCCUCACUUGGCCGCGGCUGCCGCUGCUCACCUGCCCACCCAACCCCACCUCUACACAUACACCGCCCCUGCCGCCCUGGGCUCCACGGGCACCGUCGCGCACCUGGUGGCCUCCCAAGGGUCUGCGCGGCACGCCGUGCAGCACACCACCUACCCCGCCAGCAUCGUCCACCAGGUCCCUGUCAGCAUGGGCCCGCGGGUUCUGCCCUCGCCCACCAUCCACCCGAGUCAGUACCAGGCUCAGUUUGCCCAUCAGACCUAUAUCAGUGCUUCUCCAGCCUCCACAGUCUACACUGGAUACCCACUGAGCCCCACCAAGGUCAACCAGUACCCUUACAUCUAAACACUGGAAUAAGGAGCGAGAGACACACCCGCAACGGGGGAGUGAGGCGGCUGCUUUUGUACUGAAGAACAUGACAAACUAACAAUGCAAUGGGAGGCUCACGUGAAACUUGAACGAAGGAGACUUUCAGGAAGAAACAAGAAAGAGGAAAGAAGGGGGAGAACCAAUUCUACAAUUUUUAUUUAAAAAAAAAAUAAAGAAAAUGGAAAAAAAGAACAGAAAAAAAUAAAACCACAAAAAAACAACCAUUCUACACCAAACUAGAGAGAGAGAGAGAAGCAGAAGGACCCUCCAGCGGGUCCUGUGUUUUGAAGAACUUCACCAAUAGACUUUUAAAGGUUAUUUUCAUCCAAUAGUGAGCUACAUUUAGAAAUUUGUUGUCCAGAACACCUAAAAUGAAAUCCAUUAGGUUUUUAAUCCAAUAGGUAUAUGAAUUAGGGAUUUAUCCAGCAUUUCAAAGGGUUUAUGCCCCAUCCUUGCUGUGGUCUCUGUAUCCCAAAGCACACGUGGGGCUUUGGGAUUUUUCUGGAAAUAGAAAGUGGGUAAGGGAGGAGGAGGGAGGAGGAGGAAAUGUUGUCCCAGUGCUCUAAAUUCUGAUUAGCACUGAUCUGCUUAAACAUAACAGGGCAAAACAGGCCACGCAGCACUGGUUGAGAUCAGAAGCAAUGGGGUUGUUUUUCCCUUUCCUCAAACACACUGGAUAAAUCCCUGAGAAAUGCUAUUCCUAAAUGAGAUCUCUAAUAAUGUAUGUCGGAUUUCAGUUUCAAUUUAUUUUGUUUUAUUUGGAGUUUUUCCUUUUAAUCCCUAGCCGUUUUAGUAUAGGAGGAGACAUUUUAGCUGCCCCUGGUAGAAUGUAGCACUAUACAGGUCAUACACCCUUUUUACUAUUUUGUGUUGAACUUCAACGAUACCAAUAGACUAUUCCUCAAUGUGAUUGCACAAAGAAAAGUGAUAUAACAUAGGCAUGUAACAAAUGUGAUUGUCCAGGUAUGUAUGUGUGUGUGUGCGUGUGUGUGUAUGCAGAUGCUGCCUUCUCUCUGUGGUGUGUUCCUCGGCACAGCCAUUACAACUGUCACAGUCUUAGUUUUACAUCAUUCCCUCGUAGUGCCUUACCGAACUACAGACGCGGUUUAAGGGUUUACUUCCACUGGUACUCCUAGAAACUGACUGAGGCUAGUCGGAAUUUAAUCUCAGCUCUUUUUCUUUUCAGGUUGUUAUUGCUGAUUUUCUUCUUCUGGUGAUGGUGGUGUUAUUUUUUUUUUUCCCCACGUUGUCAAUCUUAGCUCACUUGGCAAGGUGUUGGGGAGGCUUGUAGGGGUUAGAAAUGUGUAUAUCUGGGUGUUUUCUCUAGCACUGGAUGGGCUGGAAGUGACCAGGUUGGUUGUGAGACCCAGCAUGACUCCCAAAGGGUCUGAAGGUGUGUUUGUGGAUUGGUCUGUUUCUUUCCUGUUGAAGUAACAGCUUUCCUCCUCAGAAACUGAAUUCUCAUGUUGCUGCUUGCCGACGUUCUCGGUGGAGUAGGAGGACGGAGUCCUCCCAAGUAGUCAGGUUGUCUCAGUUGUACAUCUGAAAGGGGAACAAAACUUUAGCCCAUGGGAGGGGGAAACACUAGCCAUUGCCAUCAUCUCUCACUACAUCUGUCGGUGGGAGGGAGUUGGGAAAGGGCUAAAAGCAGUCCCAAAGCAAGCAUGGGAAAAUCCAGUUGAGAGUCAAACUCAGGUUUCUUAAAUGAAAGACAGUAUUGCAAGACAUUGGGCCUUACCCACUCCAACACGGUUGUGGCAGUAUGAGUUUCCCUUCCUCCUCUCACACCUAUUCUGUGAAAGAUUUCCUGCAGUGGUGUAGCGCCCCUUGACUGGGGGAGCAUGUUGGUACUGUGGGUCCUCCACACCGAGGAGCACUACGUGGUCUUGUUUUCUGAAGGUUUCUGAAGAGAGCCUUCCCUACAGUUGGGUUUGGUUAGGAGGGAAGUUUUGCUAGUAACAGCAGUUGCACUGCUGCAUCAAUAUUUAGAAGUGUCUCUAGAGCACCCAUGUAAAUGGUCAGGCUUGGGAGAAAGAAGAAAGUUUGACAGAAAGUUUCCAUGAAGUCUACAUGGCUGCUCAGCUCCACUCCACGAUUCCCUGUAACUAGAGCAUGAAGUAUUUAAGUGUUUCACAAGAUGCUGGAAAAUAGCAGGUUCGUUGACAGAGUGGCGAGGGAUGGGUUCCCUGGGUGGUGAUAAGGAAGGAGGUUCUCUCAAGUAGGAAAAGAUGACAAAAAGACAAGCACAAAUACAUUUUCUUGUGGUGAGCACUUGGCUAGCCUGGAAGAGAAAGGGAUCCUGCUAUGUCAGAUUCAACAAGAUGGUUCAACAAGACUGUUGUCUUCUGGCAAACCACCAAAUAACCUCCUGGUUGCCAGCUCUGAUUCCUGGGCUAUCCUUGCACAGUUUUCUUUUCCUGCCUGUCCUUCAUUCCAGCUCAAUAUACUGUAGAUGAAGAUGUGAUCUCCCAGCAGUCUGUGCACCUUACCCCUCCCUUUGGAAAUAAAACACUUCCCCUCUCAUCUGGGGCAGGAAAAUAAUUCCCCAUUCUCACUGUAAAAUUCUGGUGCAUUCCUCUCCUGUCCCACCAGUUCAGGAAUGAGAGCGUCAUGCUGCUUGUGUCAUGAAAAGGAAAGAUAAUGUUAUUUUAUUGUAUGAUUGUUAUGAUUAUGAUUAUUAUUUUAUUAUUAUUAUAUUUUACUCUGGGUUUUAAUUGCACACGCAUUCCUUAAUCUUUUUUUUUUCUCUUAGUAUUGUUGUUGUUGUUAUUAAUUUUAUUUCUCUUCAUCAGUGGCAUCAGAAGGGUUGCUGUGUUUGUGAACACUGCAGAAGGAAGGGGAAACAAGGUUGUCCUAAGAAUGAGAACCUAGGAGGAGUGGGGUGGCUAUGGGAGACAGUCUUGAGGGACAGUGUUCCUCUAUGUCCCAUCUGCAUUUCAGAGUAAGUCCAGAAACAUUCACUCAGAGGCCAAAACCAAACACCAGCUAACAAUCUAUCUGUCAGGAUCUAUCAGGAGAGUAGGAUUAAAGGCAGAUGAGGACCUUGGGGCCUUAGGAUCUGGCUCACUAUCACUUUGAUAGGACAUUUAUUUGAGAUCAAGCCCUAUUUGUGCUCCAGGCCAUGAUUAUUUGGCCUUUUUGACUAAUCCAAGGCCACACGAUGUUGUAAGGGUUGGGUUUUCCUGAAAGAGAAAGCAGAUACGUGGUUCUCCAGAAACAGGGCUAGCGGAGGAACUGCAGUAGAAGAGUGCACGUGGUUCUCAGUCCUGUCACGGAUGGGAUAAACAGUGCUGGUGCACACAGCAGGCAUUAGCUAGGUAAAACACAGCAGCAGAAAGAGCAGGUUCCUCACCUGUUCUUCCACUCUCACUGAAGAUUAGUCAGGUGUCCACAGGGCCAGGAUGCUUGGUUUGCCUUUUUUUUUUUUUUUUUUUGUCCCUGAUGUAGAUUUUCCUUUCUUUUAUAAUUAUUUGUUGUGAAAAUUAAUUAAGCUAUUCUAGUCUCUAGAAUGUAGGUAUUUAUGUUUUCGAUUUGCAUCACCUGCUCUGUUAGAAUGGGGGGAAGCAGUGGCUGAAUUGAAACUCCAUAAAAAAAUGAUAGGACUUAGCAGAGACUUAAUCAUGCACUUGAGUGCUUUACUGAAGAAUAGACUUAAACCCUUCAAGUUAAUUACUUGUUUAUAUGCUUCUCUGGCCUAGGACUGUUGAAGCAUGGAAGGCUGUAAUCUCAAUCACAAAUGUGUUUUAGUUAUAUUAAUUGUGUUUUCCCUGUGUACCCAUCUGACCUGCUCUCCCACGCAGGCUUGAAUCUGAUUUCGGGGGCGUUUGGCAGCAGAGCUGGUAGAGCGGCACAUGCUGGCAGUGAGGAGCAAUGCGUUGCGUGUUGGAGGAGGUGGCCUUUCACGUUGUCCAUGCUGGAGUCGCUGACCUGCCAGCUGGAGGUGGCCAGAUGAUCACGGUGAUGGGAAACUGGUGGCAAGGGAUGAGCAGCGUGGCUGUUGAAUUGCUGUGGUAUUGCGACACCGAGUGUGGGCUGUGUUUUCUGGUGGGUACGGGGGAACUGAGCAACACCUCCUCCCUCACACCUGUACAAAGGCAUGGUAUGGGAAAGUGUGGUGCUGGUAGUCACAGGGGAAACCUGAUCAGAUUAGCAGAGGAAGCAAAAGUUUUGCAUGCUGUCGGUGCCACAUAGAUAAUAACAGCCAGCUUGUUUUGCUUGCAAAGUCCUUUGGGGAGGAAAGAGGAUUGACGUGUUUGGGUUGGGUUGGUGCUCUUUGAGUAUGUGGAGUAAACUGUGUGGAAACUUGAGAGAGGAGGCGAAUGUUUAGAUACUGGAAGUGUUUUGGGUGGCUUGUGGCUGGCAUGGCAAGAAGGCAGUCCCUUUCGCCAUCAUCUCAUCUUGCUUCCUUCUCAUGUGGGAAGCAGAAAGAAGCACGGACAUUGCCUCUCCUUAGGGGUGGAUCGUCAGACUACUGCUGUGAAACCAGACUGUAGAAGGGAGUGGAGAAAACAGUUGACAUGAUCAGAAUGGAAGACCUGAAUGGAAGCACUUCCCACUACAGACUGGAACAAAUCCAGUAAUUUGAGAGAGCACAAGCAAUUGCAUUGUCCUCAGCAGUUGUACCUGCUUGCACCCAACAAAUCGGGCCUUGUCAGAUCUCUUUCUCUCUCUUUGUUCUGUGGUUUUGUCAUAAUACCUGAAAACAUUCCAAGGAAGGGACACUUCUAUCUGACAUUUUUCCUUUUUUAUAUUUUCAAGGGAUUAUGUCUUGCAAUUUGGUUUGAAGGAAAUUCCAUCUGCAAACUUGAAGGGCGAUAAACCCAGCUUUUUCUUUAACCAAAGAAACUUUAUUUUUUAAAAGAGAGAGAAAGAGACCCCCACCCACUACAGAAAUUAAACCAAGCCACAAGUCACGGCUGCCAGACAGCAGUGAUAAACUGUGGAAUUGCCUCUUUUGUCUUUUUUUUUUUUUCUCUCUCAAGUUUCUAUCAUUGUCUCAAGUAGCUAGCUUGAUGAGCAGAGAAACUCACACUAAAUAUUGCUGCUAUCCUAAACUUUAGGGGAUGUCAAAAACGUUAUUCUUCUCUCAUUACUGUUCACCUUGAUUAAGAUGCAUCAGUGGCAACAAUGCGAUGUUGAACUUGUGAGCUGUGUGGUCGGGAUAAGCUUCUGGGUGUUCUGCAUGCUUCUGUAGCACCUCCUUCUCGGGAUUUGGGAUGCUGGUUUUGUUCCGAGCGUCAGACCCCAAAGAGUACUGCAGCAUCAGGCCUUUGUGCGGCUGGGCGAGGGUGUUGGACUUACCGGUGUGCUCUUCCAUGGCUUGGCAAUCAGCCCAUCGGAGAGGUCUAACAGUUUCGGGAUAGCUGUACGCAAAGUCCACAUAACUGAUCUUUGCUCAGGGUGGGCAACGCAGACAGGAAAAGUGUGGGACGGGAAGGCUUUCCCCCUUCCUGCUGACGUAGCCCUGCCUGUCCCACAGGAACGUCAAAGCAGUUGGUCCCCAAUCCUGGACACCUACCCCCAUCACCCCCCUGGUCCCCGAACCUCCCUGGCUCUCCUGUGAGGAGAGCCCAUGCCUAAAGCACGUGCUGGCCCCCACUGGCCUCUCGCGGCCUGUUGCUCAUCCCCUGCAUGUGGGGAGGAGGAGGUGGGGGUCUCCACUGCGGGGAUCCCCACACCUACCCCGGCAGCGCCUGGAGCUGGUGCGUUGGUCCUGUGGCAUGGCGGUGCUGGGGCAGCUGGCGGGAGCAUGGCACCAGCCUCUCCUGGUGGGUCCCCGUCCCACAGGUGGCACCACUAUCCACCGGGGCAGUGUGAGGUGAGAGCCACCAGCCAGGGCUCUGUGACAGAGGUGGCUUUUCCCCGAGUGUCUGGGGAUGACCCCGGCAGUCUGUUAAAAGCUGCUGGCACGUGUGACAGCCUGCAGGACAGGCAGGGCAGGCCACUGCGGGCGGCCGGGCUAGGCCCUGCAGGCACCAGGCUCCGUGGGUUACAGGCCAUGCGUUACAGCGCUGGCAUGCGUCAGGAGUGGGGCUCGAAUGGCUAACGAGCUCGGUUCCUCAGAGGUCUCAUGAAGCAUGCUAGGAGGGUUGGCUUUCUGCAUUUCUAGUUUGAAACUCCUGUUUCUCAUUUACGGGUUAGCUUUGUCCUUCCAGUUUUAGCAGUGCUGCUAUAACAGACUAUUCAUGUGUGUUUGAGGAUAACGUUUUUGUUUUUAAUCUUUUGCUUAUCAUAGUUAAUCUAAGAAAGGCAAUACUAAAGGUAUAUUUUUUUCCAAAAAUGAUAUUUUUUACUGCACUGAUAAAUAUUGUGACAUCUCUGUUCUUAACUCUUUCGCUGUGAGGGGAACCGUGUGCAGACUCACACAAACCUUGUAAAUACUUGCGUGUACUUCUGACAGCCAGGGAUUUUUUUUUUUUAUUAUUUUUUUUCUUUCUUUAAAACAAGGUUUCCUCUUUGAAACAGAAAGCAAUGGGGCAACAAUGCUCAGAGCAAAAGCAAAGCUUAUCCCAUUUUCAGAACAUAGCCAAGGAGUUUUUGCAGUGCUGGCAUAGAAUUAAUAUUUAAUGCCAAUGUGUUUUGAUAUAUAUUUUUUUUUCCAGCAAAUUGUUUGGAAAGGAAUAAGACAGAAAAGCUUUGGUCUGGAAUUCUGAUCAGAAAUGUUAUUUGUCUCUUUUAUGGCACCUCUGAUUUUUGUUUUUCCUUUCUUUUCCAAAACUGGCUUGCUGCAGGCUUGCUGGCCUGGGCUCUAGGUCAGUCGGCGGCUGCGCCAGGUGCCUGGUGCUCAGGGACCGCCGACUCCUUUGGAAGCAAACCCGCCGCCGGUCAGGAUUCUGGAUCCUGACGGCGACAGAGGGUAUGCCAGCAGACUUAGGGGUAUCCUCGGGUUUUUUACAGAAGGAUUUAGAUACACUUAUAUUACGCAAACUGUGACCUAAUGGCAAUAAUUACCUCAAAUGUGGGCAUUCAUCCUGGUUUUAGCCUUUCUGAAAACAUGUAGCCAGCUUGAACUUUGAUUCAAAGACUCUAAACUCUGUAUGGGCGGAAUAGCGAUAAAUGCCCACCCUGGUCAUUGUUGCUUGAGUGAAUUCUGAAGACAGUGAAUCUUUAAAGAGAAAAAAGUUAAACCAAGGAAUAGAUUACUCUUUUAUGUAUUUUAAUCAAUUGUGAUGUUAAAUGCACAUGUAAGUAUAUAUGUUUAUAGCUACUGUAAAAUGCUUUGGCCUUCUAGAAGAUAUUUAAUGAGUCACAUUUUAAACCAAUAUGAACUGAAUAAUAGACCGUGGCUACUUAAACAGUUUUCUGGCUACAUUUUAUAGUUAUUACAGUGUUUUAUAGUUUACAUUUAAACUGGUACUUUUUAAGGGAAAUCUUGUGUUUGUAAGUGACACCUUCAAAAACUCAAUACAGCUGCCUCUUUUUAAUUUUGCCCUUUACAAAUGGAAAAGUACAAGUGUGUCUUUAAUAUGUAUAUUCUGUUCUGAGAUAUAACAUAGUGUUGGAAAGUCAGUCCAGAGAUCAAGUAAUCCACUGUAUUCCAAAGUCUGGUUGAAAAACACUCCACCCACUUUGUGGAUUUAGCACCUCUAGUCCAACAGAUAAGCUAUUUGUUUGUGUGCUCGUUUAAUACCAUACUUUAUCAAACUCCUUGGGUUGAAGCAGGGAGCGCAGUACUUCCAAAUUCACUGUUCUGUGUAGGAUCCUCAUCUGGAUGAAGAUACCCAUGUAAGAGAAUGAAGGAUAUUCAAAGGAAGGAUUGUAUUGUACUUUUGAUAAAUCUUUAGCCAAAUGAUUAAUUCCUGAGUUUAGUGAUUGCCUGUUUUAUUUUGGUUUUGUGCGUGUGUGUGUGUGUGUAUGUGUGGUGUAUGACAGCCACUCAGAGGCAAUGCUGUAAUUUGGCUUUCGUCUGUUCACCCCGUUAUUACAAACGGUGCUUACCACCGCAGAAACUUUUUGAACCAGUAAACUAAAUACAAAGUUCAUUGACCAUCUCGUUGUCAACUUUGUUUUCUUAGCCAGCGUCAGUUCCCAUCAGUGCUGUCUCCCUGCUGCUGUUACGGUGUACUUUGCAUUUGGGUAUGUCACACUACCCCCUCCCCAGUCUCGCCUAGCUGUCUAGCUUGCUCUUUUGUGUUCUGUCACUUGAGUAACCAAUGAACAUGGUAUAAAUGUCUGCUGGGCAAAAUGGUACUGCUAGGUCAUGGAAGCACAGGAACUGGCAUUUAAAAACAUAAAUCUGUGUCUGUCUGAAGAACCGAGCUUCUGUGGAGGAGCCUGGGUGCCCCAGGGGGGCCCCUUACAUUUCUGCCCCAUGCCUGAGGCACUGGUCCCAGCGACCCCGGGGUCAGCGGUGUUGCAGAGGAGCAUUGGAGAUGCUCGUGGUGCCACUGGCUGCUGAUACAAUCCCCCAGUGCAGCCUGGGGCUGCUGUGCCCACCCCGUAACCCACGGAACCAAAGCGACAACGCAUCGCGCGGCAGCCCACAAGCAGCACUGGGGCUGGCGGGGAUCAUCCCCCCUUUCUCAAUCAUCGCCUUUUGCUGCCCUCAGCACUUGCACGACCUUUUGUUCUUAAGGGGGGGGGUCAGACCCACAAACACCAGCACACUCAAGCGAAGGAGACAGUCCUUUUGAAUUCUUUGGCUUGCAACUUGUCAGGCGAGAAGGGGUUUUGGCCACUGGCAACGCACAUCCCAUAGAAUCCGAAUGGUUACGUAUAGCACCGCUGCCCUCGGAAAGGAAAUAACAGGCUUCUGCCAUGCUUCCAUGUCACAUGGUUACAUACGACACUUCUGGCUCCCCUUCUCCCCCACCUUUAUUCCUUCUGUGUUCGAUUUUGUGUUUUAUUUAAUUUUAUUUUUGCUCUGUAUUCUUUUCAAAAUGAAACUUCCAUGGAUAUCCCAGGGCACAACCAUUUCAGGUGUAAAAAGGAUCUCCUCAUCCCCUGUUUCACCAACCAAGAAACCAAGGCUUUUUGGGUACCGAUUCUACUUGGGCAGAAUCAGAAUGUAGCCUGUAUCUUUCAUACCAAACCAAAUUUCUGAAAGGAGCGGAAGUGUAAUUAAUAGCUUUAUUAAAGGAGUGUGAGAGAGAGAGAGAGUAAGAGAGGGAGCGAGAUGGCGAGAAGAAAGAGGGGCAUCUAGGAAGUUGACAAGGCUAGACUUCGGGUAGUUAAAAAUGAACCAAGAGGUGAAACAUUAUUUACAAACAGUAAAAUCCUUUUAAAAUCAGGAAGGGGGAAGUGGAGGGAGCAUUUUAUACCUUUCGACUGCCCACAAGCCCAGCGCACCCUGGAUGGAAAGUGGAAGUUAACGUACACUGAACCAAAAUUCUUGAGGGGGAGAGAUGGGAGGAAAAGCUGUGAAAUGCUAUCACCACUGCAAGGGAAAAGAUGCCCCUGCCCCAGCUCUGGAUCUCGAAUGGUUCUUUCUCUACAGCAUCAUCUCAGCCCAGAUACCCCAUGAAAGCCCUGAGCCGUUGUGUUCCUUCACUGUACGGUUUCUGUAAUAAGAGUGUUAAUCCAUGUUAAUCUUUGUGAAAAUUAUUGUGUGCAACAGUAUUUUCUUGUGUACUGCUUUUUUUUUCCUAUGUGAAUUGUCCCUUUUUUUCUUCUUUUCUUUUCUUUUUCCUUUUUUUUUUUUUCUUUUGGAAAAUAUGUCUUUCUUCUUUUAAAAAAAACAAAAAACAACAAAAAAAACUGAUGUGUUGUAGACCUCUAUGUAACCUAUUCCUUAGUCUCAUAUUAUAGGUAUGUUAUAAGAAUGGAUAUUUUACUUGGCUUUAGAAUGUUUUACAAGAAAAUUAAUUCUUAACCAAUCAAGUUCUUGCUACUAAAAAAAAAAAAUGCUUGUGUUUUUCAUCAUGACGUUGUGUGCUUCUAAUUAAUAAUCAUUUUCGUUGUAGAAAAAUGGAGUGAAUUUAUAUUAGUCUUGGAAACUAAUAAUAGCAUUGUAAAUUUAUGAGAUGAUUUUAACAGAAAAUACAUUAUAGAAGAAUAUAGUUAUUUUAAUUGUAAUAUUACUAACUGUAGGGUGAGAAAGGAGGUCCCGUUGUGGUGAACUAUGUUAUAGCUUGUUAUUCACGGUUUCUUUUUGAUCAUUUUUUCGGUCUCUGAGGUGAAACGAGUUAUUAAUCAGAAUUUGUAAACUCACAUAUGCAUAUUGUAUAUGUGUAGAAAUGUAAUCACACUUUGUCUUGGAAUUACAUUAAACUGUUUUAAGUCACUGCAAAGUUUGUGUGUCUGUAUGUCUUAUCGCUAGUUAAAGUU
Cygnus atratus (black swan) is the source of this 14291-nucleotide messenger RNA. RefSeq names its product homeodomain interacting protein kinase 2 (gene HIPK2). Lineage: Eukaryota; Metazoa; Chordata; Aves; Anseriformes; Anatidae. The record is from RefSeq and is a predicted model, not a curated record. Gene Ontology annotation, biological process: peptidyl-serine phosphorylation; positive regulation of transcription by RNA polymerase II; intrinsic apoptotic signaling pathway in response to DNA damage by p53 class mediator. The transcript is spliced from 16 exons. Gene Ontology annotation, cellular component: PML body; nucleus; cytoplasm. Gene Ontology annotation, molecular function: ATP binding; transcription coactivator activity; SMAD binding. Bases 369 to 4001 code for a protein of 1210 amino acids.